Messenger RNA from Cladophialophora immunda, 2549 nucleotides. RefSeq lists its product as uncharacterized. The coding region runs from base 135 to 1949 and encodes 604 amino acids. NCBI's taxonomy places the organism in Eukaryota, Fungi, Ascomycota, Eurotiomycetes, Chaetothyriales, Herpotrichiellaceae. Gene Ontology annotation, biological process: transmembrane transport. The transcript is spliced from 3 exons. Gene Ontology annotation, molecular function: transmembrane transporter activity. The record is from RefSeq and is a predicted model, not a curated record.
CUUGUCUCGGUUCGCAGACUGCUUGGCCUCGUGCUCCCGGCCAGAUGCACGAGGUAUAAAGACGCCAGCUGCAGCCCUGGUAGGCCCACCGCUGCAGCUCUGUCAGUUUGCUCCUUUCUCCUUCCAAAUCAGCCAUGGAUGUUUUGCAUCGAUUCAGAAACCGUGCUGGCCAGGCAGAUGAAGUGGCCGCCCAGCCCUCCGAUGUCGAUGGUAUCAAUAUGGUGCCGGCCGACGACAAGAACCUCGAAAGCAACGUAUUGCCCAAAACCACCAUGACAACGGAUAUGGAGCAGAAACUCGAAGAAGAAGCCCCGACUGAAGAUGCUCAAGCUGGUGUCCAGGCCAUGGAGGCGACUUCGAUCGUCUGGUCCAAGAGGUCUCUGAUCUGCGCCUUUGUCGGCAUGUGGUUGGUAUACCUGUUGAAUGCUUUCCAAGGCUCGACCAUCGGCAACUUUGCGCCAUAUGUCACCAGCGCCUGGGACUCGCACUCGCUCCUGACCGUCAUUGGUGUCGUCUCCAGCUCCAUGACCGCCGCAGUUUUCAUUCCGUUGGCCAAGGCUCUGGACAUCUGGGGCCGCGCCGAGGGGUAUCUGACUAUGGUAGGCUUCUGCGAGCUCGGUCUGAUCCUCAUGGCGGUCAGUCACAACCUGUCGACCUACUGUGCUGCCAAUGUAUUUUACAGCGUUGGUUUCACCGGUCUUAUUUACAGCAUCGACGUCGUCACAGCUGAUGCCACCGCACUCAAGACUCGAGCUCUGGCCUACGCCUUCACCUCAUCCCCCUACAUGAUCUCGGCCUUUGCUGGGUCAUACGCUUCCGAUCGAAUGCUCGCCGAUAUUGGCUGGUCCUGGGGCUACGCCACCUACGCCUUUAUCACGCCUAUUGUCUGCGCUCCGUUGUAUUUCGUGUUGAGCUACAACCUCCGCAAGGCUAAAAAGCAGGGUCUGUUGAAGGAGAGAGUGGCGAGUGGCCGAACCUGGACGGAGAGUAUAUGGUACUACACUAAAGAAUUCGAUGUUCUCGGUGUGUUCCUCUUCGCCGCCGGCUUGAUCAUUUUCCUCCUCCCUUUCAACAUUGCUUCCAUCGCUCCUGACGGCUGGGCAACGGGCUACAUUAUUGCCAUGAUUGUGGUUGGAUUCGUGCUGCUGGUGGCCUUUGUCCUCAACGAGCUCUUCUGGGCGCCCGUUCCGUUUAUGAGGUUCAAUUUCUUGACCGACCGAACCCUCAUGGGCGCCUGUCUUCUGGACUUUGUCUACCAGAUUUCCUAUUACUGCUGGAACAGCUACUUUACUUCCUUCCUCCAGGUGGUCAACUACCUUACUGUCGCAGAGGCCGGCUACGUCAACAACACUUUCAGCGUCGUUUCUGGCUUCCUUCUCUUCUGUGUCGGCUACGGCAUCCGCAAGACGGGAUACUUCAAGUGGCUCUUGUGGAUUGCUGUACCGCUCUAUAUUUUCGCCCAAGGCCUGAUGAUCUAUUUCCGGAACCCGGACCCGUACGUCGGGUAUAUCGUCAUGACCCAGAUCUUUAUCUCGAUUGGCGGUGCUGUCUUCAUCAUAUGCUGUCAACUCGCCGUUCUGGCUGCUGUCGAUCAUCAAUCCGUCGCCGCCGCCCUCGCUUUACUCAACGUCACCGGAACCGUGGGCGACUCGAUCGGCUAUACUAUUUCCGGAGCAAUCUGGACAAACGUGUUUGAGAAGGCUCUCGAGAAGUAUCUUCCGGCGUCCGCACUACCGAACCUGUCCGACAUAUACAACGACUUUGACACCCAACUCAGCUACCCCAGGGGCAGUGCCACCCGGACUGGCAUUCAGAAAGCCUAUGCCUAUGCUCAGACUCGUAUGCUGGCAGCUGGAACGUCCUUUAUGGCUUUGGCUUUUGUUGCAGUAUUAAUGAUAAGGAACGUCAAUGUCGGCAAGAUCAAGCAGACCAAGGGCAACGUCUGGUGAUAUCUUGUUGGAAAAGCCCAAACGUUCCAGGGUUCAGCAGACUUGGACCUUGAAACGGAUCUUCUCAGACACGAACACAGCACUCUGCACCACCGCGAUCGUGCGUUUGCCUUGACUCGGCCGUUGACGUUUAUGGUCAUCACAAACAUAUGGGACGCAGUUCAUUGGGUAUCUGCUCUCUUGAAUGCCAAAUGGUCCCCCAAUUUUCCUCGGCUACGGGCUGCACCUCUACGUAAAUAAUAUAAUCAGCAGUCCUUGCCUUAGGCUGCCCUCAUCAUGAGGGCCAAUAAGUAUUGUCUCCAGCAUCACGACCAGGUUGCUCUCCGACUAUCCGUAGCUCAGGUCGAGAGUGACAUACCGAUAACCUCCACACAGUACGACGCUUGAAGCACCGUUGGUACCAGGAGUCCAAGACACCGUGAAGAGAUAUAAUGACCUCUCGGUUUGGAGGCCAGACUUCCGCAAAACCCAAUCUGACUCCCCAUUCUAGCCCGUCCACCACGUACAAAUCGUCACCCAUCAUGGCUUGCCCGUCGAGGCCGUGAUGCCGCCGUCCACCACGAUCUCCUGGCCCGUGAUGUAUCUGGCCUCAUCCGACAC